UUUUGUGAUGACGUCAUCAAACCGUCCAUUCCGAAACGGAUUCAGGGAGACUCAGGUUUGGGAAACUUACCCAAAUUGGUCCCGGGUGGUCCCUAGUUACCCACGCAGGAGGUGACGUCAGUUAUUUCCAUCCGUUUCCAAGUUAUUUAGCCUUAAAUUUAAAAGUGCAAUGCAAUGGCUUCCGUAAUCUUAAUACACUUUCCUUUGACGUCAAUAUUGCUUUAACGUCAAAGUUUGCUAAUUUACAGAACAAAUUUAUAGGCGAUGUUUUAUAGACUUUAUCAAAGAAAUUUUAUCCACUUUGCAAAAGUCACAGACAGAAGCUCCGUAUUAUUAUAAGAGAUAGAUUUUCUUGCCUUUAUUAUAUAAGGAUCGAUCCGUCACAAAUUUGAUAUAACAAGUUAAGAAACUCUUUUUUUUAAGAAAGAAAAAAAAUGUUCUUAAAUUCGUAUGUUAAACUGGAUAAAUUUAUAGCCGAUGAAUUAUAUUUAUUUUGCAUGUUGAUGCGUGAUGGUUUGAGAAAUAUUUUGGAAUAUCCGGUUAAGGAAAUUAAUGUAAUCCAAACAAGGUACUGUGACCUUAAGAAGACUAAGAAGUGCCGUUAAUAAGCUAUUACAAUUUCUAAAUAAACUACGAAAAAGAGCAUUUUCCCUAAUGUCUUAAACCUUCUAGUUAUUGCUGUCAGUAAUGCAAAGGGUAGUGUAAGUGGAGAAGACGCAGAGGAGGAGGAAGCAGAAUCAACAGAAACAACAUCAAGAUCACUGUCGAAAUUAUCACCUAACCCAUCUAUAGAACCGAAAAAUAAAAAUAAUAUUAAAAAAAAUACAUCACAUGCUAAAAAAUAUCAUAAUGGAACUGAAUGGCAUUCACUGUAUCAGAAAAUUAUUCCUCGUAUUAAAAGACAUGUCUCAUUGCAGGAAAAAAAAACUUUCCAAAACAGAAAUGUAACUCAGGAAAAGAAAAAACACGGAAACAAAGCUGAUAAAAUCACAUCUGUAGGUGUGCGUAAAAAAGCAGUAGAAGAAAAUGAGGAAGAAGAGGAGCCUGAUCUAGAGUUUAGCAUCGAUAUGCCAGAAACGACUAUUCAAUCUGGUAAGUCUGUGGCUGCCGUAUGAAUAUAAUAUCAUUUUUUCAUUGAAAACUUUAUUUUGUUGGAUAGAUGAGUAAAUAAAGAUAAACAACAUAGUUUUACCACAUUUAUCUGUUUAAAGUACUUCUUACUUGUUACAUCUUAGGAUUGACAUUCCUACUGACUUAUCAGCUACCAGGAGACACAGAAAAUUGUCUUGAAAAUAAAUUAUGUCUCUGGAUGGCUAAAAACCUUGGAAGCGAUUUUUUCAUUCAAAUAAAGGGAUAUAUUGGCAAGAAAAAAAUAGAAUUAUCCGCCACAAUAAUAAUGGAGGUUAAAUUGGUGGACGAAGAAGACAGUAUGCUUACUCUGACUGACAUUAUGUUUCAAAUAAGAGUUGGUCUAGAUGAUCCUGGUCUGAGACUGGAAUGCAAAUUGAAAUACGAAAGUACAAAAGUGUCAGAAAAUCCACUUAUUUUUAUGGGUAAGAAAAGUAAAAUUUGUUGCUUUCUCUUAAUUAAGAGUAUAAUAUCUUUAGUAACUUGAUAAAAUUUUUUCUGCAUCAACAAAAAAGAUGAAGGAAAAUAAAAGUUGUACAUAGGUUGUAUAUAAUUCAUAAUUCUGAUAUUUACAUUCCAGGUGCGAUUGAAAUUGCGUUUACAGGAUCAAUUAGUUUAGAGUUUGCAAUGGGUGGCAUAAUUGAGCAGCCGUUUGGAAAUGAAAACCUCGCUUUUGGAAACUUAUACCUGUCUGUAGGGUAUUCAUUCGGGCCUGUUCCCUUACCGAGCUUUGAAUUUGCAGCGGAGCUAUGGCUGGGUAAGUUGAUCAAAAAUGAUCCAAAUGAAAACAAUCAUGCUAUCAAAAUCAAAGCAGCUUUUGGUAUUGAUCCCAACAAUCCUAAAGAUUUCUGGGUGUAUGCUCAGUUUAAUGCCCUUACAAUCCAAAAAAUAUGCGACGCGUUCCAGUUAAAAUGUAACAUACCUUCCAGCAUUGGUGAUUCGGGAUUUCCAGAAGGAAUAACUCUGUCGUAUUCUUUGGAAGGUAGGUGUCACAAAAAGACAAAGUUCCCAUUAUAAGAACUCUACUAUUUGGAAAUAUAAUUUUUCUUGAAAGGUAAGUGUAGUGAAUGUCUCACGUGGAAGGA
Molecule: messenger RNA, 2213 nt
Organism: Hydractinia symbiolongicarpus
Lineage: Eukaryota; Metazoa; Cnidaria; Hydrozoa; Anthoathecata; Hydractiniidae
Exons: 3
Coding region: 1756-2145 (129 amino acids)
Source: RefSeq, a predicted model, not a curated record